AUGGGGGAACAACUUCGACGUAUUACCAAUGCAGAAAUUCAUCAUCGCUACCUGGGAAAGAAGAUUCAUAACAAAGUUAUUACUGUAGUAGCUGAUGCUGUUGUGAAUACUAUCCUUCAAGACAUCAAGAAUGCUGUGAUAUUGGAUUGUACUCCAGACAUAAGUCACAACGAGCAGAUGUUAUCGAGUCUCCCUAUUCACUUUGCCCAGGGUCACCCUAUUCACUUUGCUAAGGGUCUCCCUAUUCACUUCACUAAGGGUCUCCCUAUUCACUUUGCUAAGGGUCUCCCUAUUCACUUCACUAAGGGUCUCCCUAUUCACUUUGCUAAGGGUCGCCCAUUUCACUUUGCUAAGGGUCUCCCUAUUCACUUCACUAAGGGUCUCCCUAUUCACUUCACUAAGGGUCUCCCUAUUCACUUUGCUAAGGGUCUCCCUAUUCACUUCACUAAGGGUCUCCCUAUUCACUUCACUAAGGGUCUCCCUAUUCACUUCGCUAAGGGUCUCCCUAUUCACUUCGCUAAGGGUCUCCCUAUUCACUUCACUAAGGGUCUCCCUAUUCACUUUGCUAAGGGUAUCCCUAUUCACUUUGCCCAAGGUAUCCCUAAGCACUUCACUAAGGGUCUCCCUAUUUACUUCACUAAGGGUCUACCUAUUCACUUUGCUAGGGGUCUCCCUAUUCACUUCACCCAGUGCCUUCCUAUUCACUUCGCCAAGUGCCUCCCUAUUCACUUCACCCAGUGCCUUCCUAUUCACUUCGCCAAGUGCCUCCCUAUUCACUUCACCCAGUGCCUCUCUAUUCACUUCUCCAAGUGUCUCCCUAUUCACUUCGCCAAGUGCCUUCCUAUUCACUUCGCCAAGUGCCUUCCUAUUCACUUCGCCCAGGGUAUCCCUAUUCACUUCGCCCAGUGCCUCCCUAUUCACUUCGCCCAGUGUAUCCCUAUUCACUUCGCCAUGUGCUUCCAUAUACCGGCCCUGGCUACAUAA
This is a messenger RNA of Biomphalaria glabrata, 984 nucleotides long. RefSeq lists its product as uncharacterized. The coding region runs from base 1 to 984 and encodes 327 amino acids. The transcript has 2 exons. NCBI's taxonomy places the organism in Eukaryota, Metazoa, Mollusca, Gastropoda, Planorbidae. The record is from RefSeq and is a predicted model, not a curated record.